AUGCACCAUCUCCGUCGCGCUGUUCCCCCAUCUGCCGCCCGUCUCGCAGCCUCGCGACAAACAGCAGCACAUCAUGUCACGCCAUUAGCCGCUGCCCAACGCGCGCAGUUCAGCGCCAGCGCGAGAAGGGGGAACGAGCUCCCCAAGAGCCCGUUCCAGACUUUUGUCGAGGUUCUGAGGGAGGAGCUCAAGAAGAACAGGGAGCUGCAGGAGAAUGUGAAGCAGUUGCAGGGCGAUGUGGAUAAGUUCCAGGACUCGGAGGCCAUGAAGAAGGCCAGGGACGCGUACGAGCGGGCUCGCUUAUCGACAAGUAUCAAGGAGAACCCGAGGUUACGCGCCGCGGCUGAACAGCUCAAGGCGAGCGGCGUCAAGGUCAGCGAGGCCGUGGGAGAGGCACUCAAGACCAUGGAGGAGAGCGAUGUCGCACGAGCAAUAUCGCGUGCAUCUGCCGCACUGGGCAAGACCAUCUCUUCUACGACCGAGCCCAUACGAAACACCGCCGCCUACAAAACCUUCGCCGAAACGCUAGUCGACGCGCUCGACGACUCUGGUACAGCCAAGCACGCCGGGUUCGAAGAGAAGGAGGCACGGCGACAACGACGCGCAAAGCGACUGGCAAAAGCGGGCAUGGAGGGACGCUUAAAGCCGCGCACGCAGGCUAACCCCGACGCGGGUGGCGCCGUCGUAUUACACGCCCAGCAACCACGCGAGGAGAAAUGGGAAAAGCUCAAAGCGACAAACCCGCUCUUCCGCAAACUCGGCGAGCUCCAAGAAGCGUACCAAGAAAGCGAGAACCCGCUAGUCGCCGGUCUUCGCGGCGUGACGAGCACCGUUGCAGGCUGGUUCGACGAGAACGAGACGGCACAGGUCAUGCGCAUGAUGAAGGCGCACGACCCCUCGUUCACGAUGGAGAGCUUCGAGCGCGAGCUGCGGGAGUACAUCGUGCCGGAAGUCGUCGACGCGUAUCUGAGCGCGGAUCAGGAGAGCUUGCGCGCGUGGUGUGGCGAGGCGACGUACAACGUCUUGUGGGCGACGAUGGAGCAGUACCUCCGCCAGGGCCUUGUUAGCGAUAGCAAGGUCCUGGAUAUCCGCCAGGUCGACGUUAGCGCUGGCAAGGUGCUCGAGAACGAGAUCCCGGUCUUUGUUGUGUCGUUCACGACGCAGGAGGUCCUGCUCUUCCGGAACGUCGCAAGUGGCGAGGUCGUUGUCGGCGCGGAGGACCGCGUUGAGCAGUGCAUGUAUGCUGCCGUUAUCACGCGCGUACCCGAAGAGCUCGACAAUGAGCUCACGGGCGGCUGGAAAGUCAUCGAGAUGGCUCGUCGUUCCGGACGCGCAUACUUGUAA
Peniophora sp. CBMAI 1063 is the source of this 1344-nucleotide messenger RNA. The record is from the annotation of a GenBank genome assembly. NCBI's taxonomy places the organism in Eukaryota, Fungi, Basidiomycota, Agaricomycetes, Russulales, Peniophoraceae.